CGUCACCAGCUGCUCUUGGAUGCGCUGUGCGUGCUGAUGGCAGGAGCGACACAUGUCCCAGUCAUCUGCAUUGGAUCUGCUGAUUCUCUUUCGCUCUCUCCUCUCCUGCAUUCACACCAUAAUUGAUCGCAUAGCACGGGAAUAGCGUGAGAACAUGUCCCAAGCAGUAUCAUCCAAGACGGCGGCGGCCUACUUGAUCGACCCAUUGAACGCACCCGAGCCAUCCGCCGAGACAGGACCAGGCACAUCGUUCGGCAGCACCUUCGAUCCCGCACAGAAAGCCAAUGCUCCCUCGAUUACCCAGCAGCCCACGGGCUCGACGAUAGGAUCGAACAAUCCCUAUCGCAAGUCCUCCGGUCCACGCACUCCACCCGGCGCGAGCCCCAGCACGAGGAAACAUCAGAGUCGCAGCCCGCGUGAGGCAUUCCCCAACUAUCGCGCCGAAGCCUUCUCCGACUAUGCUUCCCCACGACGUCACUCCUCCAGCAACGGCAAUGGCGACGCGCCUCCUUCCUACGACCAGACCACCUCGCCGAAACGCGAAACCCGCCAUCGCCGCCGCACGAGCUCGUUGACGGCACGUUACCCAGGUGACAACAGCCAUCAGCCACUGGACAUCAUUCGACGGGACAGCAAGAAAGCCCAUCGCAGCCCGCAUCUUAAGAAGAAGCACCUGCCAGGCCCAGACACCAUCGAUCGCCUCGACCCAGCCAUCAGCGGUAUUGCCUACCACCACGAAGGUCCAUACGAUGCAGCACUGCUGGCAAGAAACAAUAGUUUUGAGAUUUCGCCCGUCGCGGCUGUACAGCACGGCAAUGCGGAGACCUUGAAGGCGACGCCUGCCGAGAACAUUAAAGAUGCGAUCGAGAGGCACCGUCCGUUGGAUGGCGUGGCACAGCUUCCUCCGGGCGUUCCGGACCGCUUGGGGCGAGUCUACCGCUACGAGGAAGGUGCAGAUCUGAUGCACGAGGACGGUCCGGACGGUCCCGGCUAUAAGAGGUGGGCCGGCAAGGACUAUCAUCCCGACGAUCUCAAAGGCAAAGGUGAUGAAUUCGUGCUCGACAGAGCCAUGAAGAACCACACGAUCAACGAGAAUGGUAUCGAAAUGUCAGACAAGAAGCGCUCCAAGGAUGGCUACGAUCCCGUCAACAUCUCUGGUGAUGAGCCAUACGCUGAUUACGCAAAUACCCACGACGCUGACACCGGUCGCAAUCGCAGCGACAGUGGUGGUCUUCGUGCUGGGCUGAAGAAGCGCAUCGGAAGCUUGCGCAAGAAGAACAGAGCGGCGAGUUAGGUUCGACUGUCGAGAAAUUACCUGGACUUCAUGGAAUGUACGAUACUAGAUUGUAUGAUUAUGGCGGCACAAGUGGGAACUCACGAUGUAUGGGCAAAUAGAGCGGGCAUAGCGAUGCAGCUAUGACAGAAUGUGAACAAACUUACAUUGA
Messenger RNA from Cercospora beticola, 1445 nucleotides. RefSeq lists its product as uncharacterized. Lineage: Eukaryota; Fungi; Ascomycota; Dothideomycetes; Mycosphaerellales; Mycosphaerellaceae. The record is from RefSeq and is a predicted model, not a curated record. Gene Ontology annotation, cellular component: cytoplasm.